Molecule: messenger RNA, 1087 nt
Organism: Ectocarpus sp. CCAP 1310/34
Lineage: Eukaryota; Phaeophyceae; Ectocarpales; Ectocarpaceae
Source: the annotation of a GenBank genome assembly
AUGGUUUUUGCGGAGCAGCACCAGCUUUUUCUGCAGCAGCAGCAGCAGCAGCAGCAGCUGGAUGUUGCACAGGAAGAGCAGCGCCAGCAGCAGUGCCAGCAGAGGGAAGAGCGGUACCAGCUACAGCACCAGCCCGGUCUAGAGCAACGGGACCAGAAGCUGCUCUAUCUACAGAAAAAAGAGGAGCUGCAGCAGCAACACCAGCAGCGUCGUCUGGAGAAACAGCUGCAGCAAGAGCAGCAGGCGGAGCAAGAGCGUUUUCUGCAGACGACGCUGCAGAAAAUGCAGCAGCAGGCACAGCUGCGACCGAAGGCGGUGGAGGUUCUGUGGAAAACGAGGAUGAGCCCGCCGGUGGAGCCUCGGCCGCCGCCGGUGGAGAUUCGGGCGCAGCCGGAGAGGGCGAGGGUGGGGUCGUCCAAGCCCAAGCAGAGGAGGCCGCCGCCGGAGAGGACGAGGGCGGAGCCGGUCAUGCCCAAGCCGAGUCAGCCGACCAGGAGGGGGAGAGCGGAGGGCUGCACGGAGGAGAGGCUCUCGCGGAGGCCCGCGGCCAGACGCGUGGUCUACUGGAGGGCUUUUGAAGAUGUAUUGCCAGGCCGGGCUUUCGUCACCCGUUCGUGCGGAGGAAGGGGGGUGUUCGGCGUCCCCGCUCCCCUCGAGAACAAGGGCGAGAGUGGCACGAGACCUUGGUGGCAACUGCGCUUGAACGCCAGCUUCACUUGCUUGUUGGUUACUUCGUACGGAGAGGCGGAUACUUUAUUCGCGGGAGGCGGCUGACUAGUUUCUAGAUGGGACUUGAUACAUUUUAUAUCAUUAUUCAUGGCAUUGAGUCUUGGCAUAUUGAUAAGGGCCUGGCUCGGGUGUUUGUAUACGGAAGACGUAUCCGUCGUACGUUUUUCGAACUGCUUCAAGGAAUAAAUAUUGGUUCGCAUGGCUGUGGAAAGGUGGCUAGCGAUGUUCGAGAUUUAUGCACCAUUUCUCUUUCAAUUUGUCGAACGGCGACAAAACAAACGCGAAGCUUUGCUGACUGCGCGAGCUGCUUGACCUAAAGCCGACACAUCCGGUAGUUGGGGCGCAUGCACUUUUUCCU